Vanessa atalanta (red admiral) is the source of this 1922-nucleotide messenger RNA. RefSeq names its product protein halfway (gene hfw). The record is from RefSeq and is a predicted model, not a curated record. Lineage: Eukaryota; Metazoa; Arthropoda; Insecta; Lepidoptera; Nymphalidae. The transcript is spliced from 10 exons. The coding region runs from base 306 to 1829 and encodes 507 amino acids.
UGUUUUGCCAAGUUGGAGUCGAUCCGAAUUAGACUCGCUACAUGUGUUUUGUGCGGUAAGCGUCAAAAGUGUCGUGAUCGUUUAUUUUAUGACUCGAGAAGUGCUGGAUAGUAAAUAUUUUUUUACGUUAAAAGUGAAAAAUGAUACCGUCGCAGACCGAGCGCCGUUUGUGGCGCGUGAAUGCGUUUAUUAGAUACCGAUAGACUUUGAAAGUUGUAAAUAGUUUUAAAAACGAGGCAAGUGUGGUUUCGUAUUGGAAUAUUUGUGCAUCGCUGGUUUUUAAUUGUUAUUUUCCCGAGGAAAAAAUGAAUAUGAUUGUGAGUUAUCGCGUAAUCGAUGUAAAGAUCUGGUGCUAUCUCCUGAUGUUCCUCAUAUUCAAUAUGGGGUUCGUGGAGACGAGGUUGGAAGAAAUGGAUCCGCGCCCACCAUCAACGGAGAAGCCUAAGCCGGAGGCACCUCGCGUGGAGCUGAAGAAGGGUAAAUGCUUUCACAUGUCUCGGGAGCAUUGCCCCACUGAACCUAAGUGCACGCGCGUGGAUCCCGUCUCCGUGUUUUGCUGUGACGUGGACAGUUUCAGACUGAAAGAGGCGCUUGCUAUUACAAUGACACAGAAUACAACUAAUCUCCACGUGCUGAACGCCACGAUAGACGAGUUGGACGUCUCGCAGGCAGUCUUCCGUCGCCUCACUUCCAUGGCGCUCACCGAUGGGAACAUUGGCAAGAUCGUCGGUCAAUUCCCAAAGUACUCUUCGAUCGCGUGUCUCAAUAUUUCCAACAACAAUCUGAGCAGCGCGACUCUUCAGUCAUCCAUCCAGAGACCGUUCGCCUACCUGUUCACCCUGACGGUCCUCGAUGCUUCAGCCAACAAUCUCACAGAGUUCCCGUUAAGUUUGGUUCAGAGUAACAGAAAGAUUUCCGUGGAUUUGUCAGGUAACAAUUACCUUCCAUGCAAGCACUUCCAGAAGGCGAUGGAAACUAACAGUAGCUCACUGGUGACAUUUCUCAACUACGAGCGUACGUAUUGCGCCCUCGACCUGACGUUUAACUGGUUCAAAGACGUGCAAGUUGUCCAAAUCGACCAUUUAAGAGUUCAAGAAGAGUUGAGUGCAAGUUGUCGUAAUAUACGACCCGCUAAUGCGAACUGCACCUGCAUACCCGAUCGGCUGGAACUUCUGGGGGGUGAGGUCACCAAUUUGGUAGCAGUGGACUGUUCCAUGCGACAUCUUAAGGUCAUGCCCACUAAUCUGCCGCCCAACACGGCCAAGUUGAACGUUUCAUACAACAAUAUCACUUCUCUCCAAGCGGUGUCCGACGACCCGACGUAUGAGCACCUGAGGCAGCUACUGGUGGACUAUAACGACAUUGCUAGCAUCGUGGAGUUAGAAGGCACCAAGUUCAUAGAUAACUUUAUGGUGUUUUCUUUAACGCACAAUAAACUUAAGACGAUCCACACGUACGUUAUGUCCAAUUGCUUCAUAACGACGGGACCUUCGUUUCUGAUCGGCGGGAACUACAUACACUGUGAUUGUAACACGGAAAAAGUUGUAAAGCCGUGGCUUCUAGAAAACUACAAGAAUAUACCAGACUUAAAGAGCCUGCAAUGCGAAGAUAGCAUGGGCCCUGUGGUUGAUCUCAAGGAGUAUCAGGUCUGUCAUACGCCCAGGGAUUGGACGGACUACAUCUACUACAUCAUAGGCCUGGAGGUACUAGUUCUGGUGCUGCUUAUCAGCAAGGUGUCCUAUGAUUACUGGGUCUUCAAAACGGCCGGAUAUCUGCCUUGGCCGGCUAAUAAGAUGCCGAGAUUGCCUUGUGACUGGUUAUGCGAAUGAAUUUUAAUUUUAUCAGUAGAAAAGCAUUAUUUCUUGUUUAAUGUUAGCAAUUGACAAAUAUUCUUUGUUUAUCGAAAUCAAAUAUAUUCUUGA